Messenger RNA from Asparagus officinalis (garden asparagus), 1434 nucleotides. Its product is annotated as DELLA protein RGL1-like. The record is from RefSeq and is a predicted model, not a curated record. Bases 1 to 1434 code for a protein of 477 amino acids. Lineage: Eukaryota; Viridiplantae; Streptophyta; Magnoliopsida; Asparagales; Asparagaceae. Gene Ontology annotation, molecular function: DNA-binding transcription factor activity; sequence-specific DNA binding. The transcript has a single exon. Gene Ontology annotation, cellular component: nucleus. Gene Ontology annotation, biological process: regulation of DNA-templated transcription.
AUGGCUAUUCGAAGAUUCUGCCCUGAAAGAAUGGAUCAAGAUCCUGAUUUGAAAGAUUAUUUAUUUGAAAUUGAGACAUGGUCUUCUUCCUUUGAUUCUAGUAGUCCUCCAUGCUCGGGGUGCGAUGAUGAGGACUCUAGCUUCAUCGAUAGCGUCAUCAAUACGAGCCUAUUUGAAGAAUUACCAGAAAGUACAGACAAUGGGUUUGCUAGUUAUUUAGAAGAUACGACAAUGCAGCCAGUUCUAAUGGACAAUGCUGAUCCUGAUACUGCUCCUGCAUCAAUCAACGAAGGACUAGAACUGGUUCACUUGCUUCUAGCUUGUGCUGAGGCAGUUGCAUGUCGAGAUACAACCCUUGCUGCCUCAAUAUUUAGCCAAAUCUGGCCACUAGCAGACCAAAAUGGCGAUUCGUUAAAAAGAGUUUGCUUUCACUUUGCUGUAGGAUUAAAAUCCAGGCUCUCCCUUCUGCAAACUGUUGGUGUAAGUGGUUCUUUAAACACUGCUUCUACCAAUAAGGAUAAUCCUAUUGUUACCAAAGAGGAGAAAAUGGAGGCGUUCCAUCAUCUUUAUGAGACCACUCCCUACAUUUCUUUCGCCUUCAUGGCAGCCAAUGACAGUAUCUGUCAAGCUGCUAAAGGUAAAGAUUAUCUGCACAUUGUUGAUCUCGGUAUGUCACAUGCAAUCCAGUGGCAUAAUUUGAUCCAGAUGCUUGCCUCUCACUCAGAAGGUCCACCACGAAUCAGAAUCACCGGCAUAACUUCCUCUGAUUCAAGAAUCUCCGAUCUUGAGUCUAACAUGAAGAUUCUGUUAAAAAAUGCAAACACAAUUGGAGUACACAUUGAGUUUCGUAUCAUGAAUGAGUCAUCACUCCUAACUGCCGAAAACUUGGACAUAAGACAAGGAGAAACACUGGUUUUUAACAGUAUAAUGCAUCUCCAUCGGUAUGUGAAGGAGACCCGAGGAUCUCUCAAGGCUGUGCUAGUUGCAAUCAAGAAACUGAAACCUGAAUUGUUUACUAUAGUCGAGCAGGAUGCAAACCACAAUGGGCCCUUUUUUCUUGCCAGGUUUCUUGAAUCCCUGCAUUACUAUUCGGCUGUUUUUGAUUCACUUGAGGCUAGUUUGACAAGGUCUAGUUUGCGAAGAAUGAAGAUAGAAAAUAGUUAUUUUGCCGAUGCAAUUAGGAACAUUAUAGCAUGUGAAGGAGGAGAAAGAGUAGAAAGGCAUGAGAGGGCUGAUCAAUGGAGAAGGCAGCUUGGGAGAGCAGGGUUUCAAGGGGUUGGGAUUGAAUCAGUUAGUCAAGUGAAAAUGUUAGUGUCUGCUUAUAAUUGUGAUGGUUAUACUACUGGGAGUGAGAAAGGGUGUUUAUUGUUAGGAUGGAAAGGACGGCCGAUAAUGUGGGCUUCAGCAUGGAAAGUAAACUCUUCGCAUUCUUGA